UCACUGCACAAAAACUGGUGCCCUCAGUUUGUUGAAUCGUGGCAGGAUAUUUUAAACCACAAGUUUUUUUUUACUUAUGCAAAUUUUCUCAUUGUUAUGGUGUACAGGAGAAACAAGAUGGAGUCGUUCUUUUCAAAGUCGGUAAAAAUAGCGUCUGUCGUCGCUGCGUACUGGGUCAUUUCCAUUUCCAUGGUUUUUCUCAACAAAUAUUUACUGAGCAGCAAAGAUUUAAAGUUGAAUGCGCCUCUGUUCAUCACGUGGUACCAGUGUGUAGUGACUGUAGGACUCUGUUGCCUGCUGAGUGGACUCUCCAAAGCUUUCCCAAAUCACAUUUCUUUCCCAUCCAUUCAGAUUGACACACAAAUCCUGAAGGGGGUGCUGCCGUUAUCUAUAGUUUUUUGCUGUAUGAUAUCGUUUAACAACCUGUGUUUGAAGUACGUGGGAGUGGCAUUCUACUAUAUAGGACGUUCCUUAACUACAGUAUUCAAUGUGGUGUUUUCCUACACGAUGCUACAACAGACGACCUCUGUCAAGGCCAUUGUGUGCUGUCUGAUCAUCAUUGGAGGCUUUUUUAUGGGAGUGGAUCAAGAAGGAGUGGCAGGGUCACUAUCUGUGAUGGGGGUGGUGUUUGGAGUCUUGGCGAGCGCCAGUGUGGCCUUGAACUCUAUUUACACAAAGAAAGUCCUGCCAGUGGUGGACAACAACAUCUGGAGGUUGACCUUCUACAACAACGUCAACGCCUGCUUCCUCUUCCUCCCUCUCAUGCUGGUGUUCGGUGAAAUCGGAGAAGUCUGGAACUUCCCUAAACUGGGGAACACAACGUUCUGGACCUACAUGACGAUAGGAGGAGUGUUCGGAUUUGCCAUCGGAUACAUAACGGGAUUACAGAUCCAGGUGACCUCCCCUCUCACCCACAACAUAUCAGGGACAGCUAAGGCCUGCGCCCAGACUGUGAUAGCCUGUAUAUACUAUCAGGACCACAAAUCAACGCUUUGGUGGACCAGUAACUUUGUCGUGUUAUUCGGGUCCGGGGCGUACACCGAAGUACGGAGGCAGGAAAUGAAGGUUAAACAUAAAAUGGACAUGGCUCAGAUAUCAGAAAAAAUGGAGGAGGGAGAGGACUCCUCGGAGAAGGAACUCAUAUCCAAGUGAUUAACUUAGAACUUAACAAAUAGGAAUCAAUUUUUAUCUUUUUUGUUUCUUUCAUGCAGAGGGAAGUAAGUUUAGUGUGUCACAAGGAUUCUCAUUAUAUAUUCAUUUUGGAAUACAUGUACAUGCAUUUAUUUUGAAGGUAAACACUUUUUAGAUAUGACAUGCAAAAAUAUAAACCUGUUAAUAAAACCGAAUGUUUUUUUUUUUAAUAGAAUUGAAUGUCUGUUUACAGGCAAAAAUAUAAACCUGUUAAUGAAACCAAAUUUUUUUUUAUAGAACUAAGUAUUAUUUGAGUUUCUGUUAUUGUUUGCUGGGGUAUAAUGUUGUUUUCCGAGUUAAGUUAGAGAGCUCAAUUUGUGAUGGUCAGUGUAAUUGACAAAUUCAGUUUUGUUUUAUAACUUAAGUCCUGGAUAAAAUUUGAUAAAUUAGCAUUUUAUCUUUAAUCAGAAUUGGAAUAUCAGUUUCAACCAGGACCUAGUUUUUGAUAAGAAUUUGUUACAUACAUUUGUUUCAAAUGUACUCCUUUUCGUUAUGAAAUCCAUUUUCCUUUCUCUGUAAAAAGCUUAAUUAGUCCCCAUUACAUUCCACGAAGGGCUUUCAUUAAUUAACUGCCAAGCAGGUAUCCCAGGUGUAUGUUUCUCAUUACACAUUUUACUAUGAUAUUCAGUUUCACACAAAGAAAUCAAACAUUUUGGAUUUGUUUACACUCAGAUUUUGUUGACUGUAGUUAACUCUAAACAGCUUAACAGACUCUUCCUACUUCUUUCAAUCAUUAGAAAGUAGGCUAUGUCACUAAAUAUUCCACUUUUGAUUCAAAUAAAUUCAGUUUGACUGUGUGAAGAGAAUUCUGAGAAUAGAAUUAAAAUUACAUAUCAUUUGUCAGUAAGAAAUAAAAACAAAUUGUACAUGUAGUCUGACACAAUAUUUCUAUAUUAUGUAUAAUCUGACAUGUAUAUAUUUCUAUGUUAUUAUUUUUAUUAUGCAUAUUACUUUUAAAGUUUAUAUGAAGUAUUAAAUGUUUGUAUUUUCAUGUGAUAUGUGAGAAUAUAUGACUUACAUAAGAAUAUUUUAGAAUCUCCCCUAUAAUGGCAUAGGGUAAGAAUUUUUUUAAUGUGAUUUGUUCUGAGGAUUAUCUUGAUGUGCUAUGCAUUGAAAAUUGAAUUUUUGAGAAAAAAAUGAUUUUAAGUACUUGUAAACAUAUAUAUUAACAAAUCAUGGAUAUACAGUUGUAGGUAAACGUGAAUGUCAUGUACAUUUUAAUGGAAGGACCUCAGGUACUCAACUGAGACAUUAGCUGGACAAUCGCAUCAGUCUUUCUAUCUCAUGAACAAUGAUGAAAACGGUUAACAUCCUUUUCUUACUCAUAUUCAUUGUCCAAAAAUUGUGUUCUGUUUUGACCCUUUUUCUAAUAAGGCGUGUGGUUGAAAAUUUUGUAAAUAUCUGAAACACAUGAAAAAGUACUAAUAGCUGUGGUAAUGAAGUAAACAUACAUUUUUGAGAGAAGUUUUUUUUUCCUGUGAAAUUGAAUGUAAAAUAACUCAUGGUAUCACUAUACAUGCCACUGUGAAGAAAAUGUGUAUAGUUAUGUAUCAAAAGUUAAUUUUUUUGUUUUCUAAAAUAUUACGUGCUUAGUUAACAUUAUAAUUAUGCAGUGUUAAUUCAGUCUUUAACUAUGUUACUUUGUAUAUGUUUGUUUUUAGAAAAAAAAUAACCAUUUUUUGCUUUUCAAUCUUAAACAGAAUGUAUUGUCUGCUACUAUAUUAGAUAAUAUUGUAGAAUCCCAGUUUGUCUGAGAGAAAAUUAAGAACUGUUUGUUUGUGUUAUUGCUCAUUAAUGUCAUCAUUUUUAUUUUAUAGCUAGUUAACUUAUGUAUGUUAAAUACAUAUUUAUACAUUAUGUAAAUCUUAUAACUAUUAUUAUAUUAUGAAUGAUGUGCUUAUUUAACUGUGGUAUUCUUUGUGUAAGUACAAAGACUAUUUACUUUUAAGAUUAAA
Saccostrea cuccullata (small rock oyster) is the source of this 3146-nucleotide messenger RNA. RefSeq names its product GDP-fucose transporter 1-like. Gene Ontology annotation, biological process: protein O-linked glycosylation via fucose; GDP-fucose import into Golgi lumen. Gene Ontology annotation, cellular component: Golgi apparatus. NCBI's taxonomy places the organism in Eukaryota, Metazoa, Mollusca, Bivalvia, Ostreida, Ostreidae. The coding region runs from base 97 to 1152 and encodes 351 amino acids. Gene Ontology annotation, molecular function: antiporter activity; GDP-fucose transmembrane transporter activity. The transcript has 6 exons. The record is from RefSeq and is a predicted model, not a curated record.